AUGUUCCCAACGACUCGUUUGAGGCUGAUAUGUAUAGCCGUAGUGGUUCUUCCGGGCCGAGGAGGCAUUAGCACUGGUGCCUCAGAGAGGUCAUCCUUGAUUCGUCUAAAGGCUAGCUCUCGUCCUAUACAAACUCUUCAUCCUCUGUGUUGUCUUGGGCGGAAUGGAUCAUCAGAGGGUGGAAAUUUCCUCCAAUCGGAAUACUUGCUUUUCCAUAGGGAUUGCAUGCCCACUUUAGGGAUUAAUCACUUCACGGGAGAGAACACGAGGGAUGAGCGACGAUCGACCUACCUAAGUUUUUACUAG
Messenger RNA from Prunus armeniaca (apricot), 306 nucleotides. NCBI's taxonomy places the organism in Eukaryota, Viridiplantae, Streptophyta, Magnoliopsida, Rosales, Rosaceae. The record is from the annotation of a GenBank genome assembly.